AUGGCUGUCUGCCACCACCAAGCUCCCUUCAAGCUCUUCUCACCCCUCCCACCACCAAACCCAAAACCCAUCUUCCGAUGCAACCUCUCCCUCCCCUCCCGACCCACCAUCCUCACCGCCGACCCCGAACCCCUCUUCACCUCCGUCAAGACCUUCGCCCCCGCCACCGUCGCCAACCUCGGCCCCGGCUUCGACUUCCUCGGCUGCGCCGUCGACGGCCUCGGCGACUUCGUCUCCCUCACCGUCGACCCCCAAGUCCUCCCCGGCGAGAUCGCCAUCUCCGAGAUCUCCGGCGACCACAACUCCAAGAAGCUGAGCAAGAAUCCCCUCUGGAACUGCGCCGGGAUCGCCGCCAUCGAGGUCAUGAAGAUGCUCGGCGUCCGCAACGUCGGCCUGUCCCUCUCCCUCGAGAAAGGCCUGCCUUUGGGUAGCGGCCUCGGAUCCAGCGCCGCCAGCGCAGCCGCCGCAGCCGUCGCUGUCAACGAGAUUUUCGGCGGGAAAUUAGGUGUGGAGGAGCUGGUCCACGCGGGGCUCAAAUCGGAGGAGAAGGUGUCCGGUUACCACGCCGAUAACAUCGCUCCGGCGUUGAUGGGAGGCUUCGUUCUGAUCCAGAACUAUGAGCCGUUGGAUUUGCUCCGGUUGAGCUUUCCGUUAGAAAAGGAGCUGAUAUUUGUGCUGGUGAGUCCAGACUUCGAAGCUCCGACGAAGAAGAUGAGGGCGGCGCUGCCGACGGAGAUAGGGAUGGCCCACCACGUGUGGAAUUCCAGCCAGGCCGGAGCUCUGGUGGCGGCGGUGCUUCAAGGCGACGUGGCGAGGCUUGGGAAGGCGUUGUCGUCGGAUAAGAUUGUGGAGCCGAAGAGGGCUCCUCUGAUUCCGGGAAUGGAGGCGGUGAAGAAGGCUGCCAUUGAGGCUGGAGCUUUGGGGUGCACUAUCAGCGGGGCUGGGCCCACGGCGGUUGCGGUGACGGACAAUGCCGAGAAGGGGAAGGAAAUUGGAGAGAGGAUGGUGGCCGCUUUCUUGAAAGAUGGGAACUUGAAAGCUGUGGCGAGUGUGAAUAGGCUGGACAGAGUUGGUGCUAGGCUUGUUAGUAGCAUUCCCAGAUGAAGUGGUGGAGUUGUUCUCGGGAUUUGAGUGGUGCUCGUAGGCUUGGUUAUAACAAUGGUGAAGCACUGAAGCUUGGUCUUGUUGUGAAUUUAUUCAUUACAUGGCCUAGGAGAUGAAUCCAGUUCAUGAAAUUGUAAAGAAGCAGCUUUAGACUUUUGGGGUGGUUGCUGAUUCUGGAGGGGAGUUAGGUGGCUCUAUUGGCCCAGAGGUUUGCUGUUUUCAUGUCUUAGCCGGAAUGAGGUGUAUUACUCUUUUGUGAAUUGGAUUUUCAAUUUUCAUUUUGACAACUUUGGUUUUAUGAGUUUUUCAUUGGAGUUUCGGGAAAUUGUUUUCCUCUUCGAGGCAUAUCUGCUGUCAUUGCAAGAUAUUUGAAUAUAAACUAUUUUUAGCUUAGUACAUUGUGUAUCACGUACCCUUAUCAGCCAAAAUAUAUAGUCACACUCCAUAAUUCCUAAUUCAGGAUGUGAAUAUCAGAUAUGAAGGCUUUUCUGUUGCACUUG
Fragaria vesca subsp. vesca is the source of this 1604-nucleotide messenger RNA. Its product is annotated as homoserine kinase-like. The coding region runs from base 1 to 1104 and encodes 367 amino acids. The transcript is spliced from 2 exons. The record is from RefSeq and is a predicted model, not a curated record. NCBI's taxonomy places the organism in Eukaryota, Viridiplantae, Streptophyta, Magnoliopsida, Rosales, Rosaceae. Gene Ontology annotation, molecular function: homoserine kinase activity; ATP binding. Gene Ontology annotation, biological process: L-threonine metabolic process.